CUUCGUGAUGGCUCGAUUCUGCUUUCUUGGAAAAAGUUAGGUUCUUUAAGAUGACUUCUGAGCAUUCGAGUCUACAUAGCAGGCUUCAUUCAUUGCCGAUCGAAUUGCGAUGGCGGAUAUGCAAUGAAGUCUUGUUCAAUCAAGCAGGUAUACCAGAAAUAAGCAUUCUUCUUAGAUCAUCAGGUGAAGUAGAAGGACUGGAUAGAAAUAUAAAGCAACUUCAACGUCAUGCUAUAUUUAGUCAAAAGAGAUGGUCUUAUGAUCGAUUAAAGGUGCAUGAAAUUGUAUUCAAUGCUAUCAAAGGCCGUAAUAGUACACCUUUCAACACCCUGACACAUCAGCCGUAUCCUAAAUUAGCAGCAAUCGUUUCACACCAAAGCUUGAGCGCCCUUCGUCAUGGUAUUAUGCACUCAAUCUUCUUCACAGAAGGGUCCGCUCAAUUUCUUUUUGACGGACUAACGUUUAUGGAAAUGUGCUCUAAAGAGCAAUGCUCAGAGUGGCCAGAUAUCCCACUUUUGGAACGUGUUGUCGAAUAUUGCAUCAAAGAAGAAUCCCGUAUACUACUGAGUAGCUGUACGACUUCACUGUUGCUUCGUAUGUGCACUGGUUCAAUUUAUAAGCAAUUACGAUCAAUCAUCAAGCUUGAAAGGCACGCUCGUCAGAUACUAUUCGAGUGGGACAACUCGGAUCGAUUAGAAUCUCACCUAUCCGUUUUGGAACAACAGGCAAAUCGACAUACGUGGACUCAAGCACUUUUACAUGAAAUGCCAAUAACGACAGCGGUUCUUGGAGUUUGGAUUGCGUGUGAGCUUUAUAAUCGCAAUAUUUCUUUCGCCUGCGUCAAAGUCAUUCUACUGCUUCUCUUAGCAAUCUUGGGACGUCAAAUACACGUAGCUAUCAGGAGAAAGAUUGUAGUGCUAUGUUACAAUGCAGCUUAUACAAAUGAGCAAUAUCUCACCUUGGCCAGAUGGUCAAGAACGUUUAUGAGGCAAAGAAUCGGUAUGCUGAUGUCAAAUCUAAAGCUGCAAGUUGGUCCAGGGUUUUUCUCGAAACAAUUCAAGAUGUGCCCACCUACCCAUGAGGCAGCAAACAUCAGCGCGGAUGCACGUAGACCUUUACGUACUGCAUGGUUAAAUGAAGUGAUGAUCAAGAAUGCAUCUCAUCAUUGCUUGAUUGUCGAAUCCUACAAUGCUGCAGAUCAUUAUUUGAUGACACACGCUUUUAUGCGAACAACCAUUCAACCAAGACAAGUAGCUUUACUUUCUUCAGCUUGGGAUCUAAGAGGAACGAGAAUUGUGAUCAAACAUAGCAGCUCUUCAGAAUAUACUUAUUGGAAGCGUGGAUCGACGUUCAACCUUCAUCGUAAGCCAUCCCUUUUGAUACCUAAGAAUGGCCGGAUCACCGUGAUUGAUGCUGACUUUGCUCGGCAGGAUCAUAUGUUAUAAGAAGUUUUUUUUAUUUAACACCGCUUUUCCAUUCUUUACUCCGAUCUUUGCAUACUUUGAGCUGUAACAUCCUUUAGCAUUUCAGUAUCGAGGAUUACUACAAUUGCCCUCAAUUUAAUGUCAUGCAGGGAAACGAUACCCUUUCAUGUUAUCUCCGACCUGCCACAACGAACUGGAGGACGUCAUCGUUGAAUACAUCGAUCUGAUUAGCUCAUUCUCCCAAAAGACGGCAAUGGCUAUAAUCAUAUUCAAGCUCCCUACCCGGCAAGCUCUCGGUUAUUUUACUCAUUCUCCCAAAAGGGAAGGGUGGCAUUUUAUUGUUGUAUGAUGGCACUCAAGCUGUCAAUUGCUAGAAUGCUGGCACUUUAACCGUGUAUGACUAGAU
Molecule: messenger RNA, 1830 nt
Organism: Meira miltonrushii
Lineage: Eukaryota; Fungi; Basidiomycota; Exobasidiomycetes; Exobasidiales; Brachybasidiaceae
Exons: 1
Coding region: 51-1445 (464 amino acids)
Source: RefSeq, a predicted model, not a curated record